Messenger RNA from Mucor velutinosus, 1248 nucleotides. Its product is annotated as AA_permease domain-containing protein. Gene Ontology annotation, cellular component: intracellular membrane-bounded organelle; membrane; cortical endoplasmic reticulum. Lineage: Eukaryota; Fungi; Mucoromycota; Mucoromycetes; Mucorales; Mucoraceae. Gene Ontology annotation, biological process: endocytosis; piecemeal microautophagy of the nucleus; maintenance of cell polarity. The transcript is spliced from 8 exons. The record is from RefSeq and is a predicted model, not a curated record. Bases 1 to 1248 code for a protein of 415 amino acids. Gene Ontology annotation, molecular function: sterol binding.
AUGAGCAAGAAAAGCUGCAAGAAAUUUGAAGAAGAUAUUGAUAGCUCUGAAGUCCUGGAAGAUGACAACAAAAGUAUCAUCAUGGGCCUCAUUGCUCAACUGAGGAAAGGAACUGAUCUCUCUCGUGUUACUUUGCCAACCUUUGUUUUGGAGCCUAGAAGUAUGCUCGAAAAGAUCACUGAUUUCAUGAGCCAUCCUGAUCUAUUAGUUAGAGCAUCUAAAACUGAAGAUCCCACUCAAAGAUUUGUGGAGGUUUGCAGAUUCUUUCUUUCUGGCUGGCAUAUCAAACCAAAAGGCGUUAAGAAACCUUACAAUCCCAUUCUUGGAGAGUUCUUCCGUUGUGAAUAUAAUCUCAAGGAUGGCUCAAAAGCAAUGUAUAUCUCUGAGCAGGUCUCUCAUCACCCUCCAAUCUCGGCAUACUACUAUUCCCUGCCAGAACUAGGUAUAUUCGUCACGGGCGAGGCACAUCCCAAAGCAAAGUUUCUUGGCAACAGUGCUGCUACCGUCAUGAAGGGUUACACUCGCAUUGUCUUUAGUGAAUUGAACAAUGAGACUUUUGAAAUAUCAAACCCUAAUGUUUACGCUCGUGGCAUCUUGUUUGGAAAAAUGAUCAUGGAAAUGGGAGAUCAGUCCACUAUCAAGUGUAAAUCCCUGGAUCUCAUUUGCGAACUGGAAUUCAAAACCAAGGGUUACUUCUCUGGUCAAUACCAUUCAGUCACCGGAAAAAUUAAGCGUAUUUCUACUGGGGAUGUUCUUUACGAAAUAUCUGGUGUAUGGACAGAAGAACUGUUCAUUAAGGGAAAGAACUCAUCCAAAGAAUCAUUCUUCAACGUUUCAAAGCACCCUGUUAUUACUAAAUCUGUCGAGCCUUUAGAUGAUCAAGAAUGGAAUGAAUCAAGAAAAUUAUGGUCCAAAGUAACUGCUGGUUUGGCUGCAAAGGACAUGGAUGCUGCUACCGAUGAAAAGACAUUUAUCGAAAACAGACAACGUGAGGAGACAGCUGUCCGCCAAAAGGAGGGUUUGCAAUGGCACCCACGCUUCUUCACCAUCAACAAGAGUGAAGAGUAUGAAUUUAAAGGUGUAAAAGGCAUUGAUUACAAGAACCUUUCACAAGCUAAAGACCAUCUUGAAAAGCACAUGUUUGCACACACACCUCCUGCUGUUUCCCCUGCAACUUCAGCAGAGACAUUUAUAAAUGAACAAGGUCAGAAAACACUCAUUUCCGAUCGUAAACCAAUUGCUGCUUAA